Plasmodium malariae is the source of this 2685-nucleotide messenger RNA. Its product is annotated as nucleotidyltransferase, putative. Gene Ontology annotation, biological process: RNA 3'-end processing. The record is from RefSeq and is a predicted model, not a curated record. The transcript has a single exon. Gene Ontology annotation, cellular component: nucleolus; TRAMP complex. The coding region runs from base 1 to 2685 and encodes 894 amino acids. Gene Ontology annotation, molecular function: poly(A) RNA polymerase activity; mRNA binding. Lineage: Eukaryota; Apicomplexa; Aconoidasida; Haemosporida; Plasmodiidae.
AUGGACGAUUCGUUUUACUUUUUGCAUAAUGAAGAAGAAUCAGAGCAAGUGAAGGAAGCUAAAUUUGAGCUUCACAACGCUCUAAAGAGAAACAGAGCACGGACAAAUAGAACAAGUAAACCUAUGAGGGAGUCCUCAAAUGUAAUUCCCCUUGUCGAAAAGAAAACGCAGAAUUUGACUGGAAUGAAAGAAAUGAAUGCAUUUAUCUGUGGAGCGAAAACUACGCAGAAUCAGCCAGCAGUCUUUAAGGUGACAAAGGGGGGGAAGGCAGGCCAUUUUUACGGAAACAACGAUAGUGCUACUAACAAUAAUGGUAGUAAUAAUAAAAACAGUGGUGGUAAUAAUGACAGUAAUGUGUUAAUGGACCACUCGGAAGAGAACCAAAAAUAUCAAAACGCCAUCUCUAAAAAUAAUGAAUUAUUUAAGGAGAAAGGAGCUGACUGUGCAAAAGCAGGGCGAUCGAGGGAAGCUGGAAUGGGUAAACAUGGAAAGGACCAAAGAAAAGCAUACAGCCCAGAGGAAGGAGGUAAAAACGGUACUACUAUAGCCGGUACUAUUACAGAUGGUACUGCUGCUUUAGAUCCCACGGCUAACAACCUUAGUGAUAACGGACACAACAGCACAGGUGGUAGUGUUAAAUCUGAUAGAGCUGGUACCACAGGCGAAAGGAACAAAAGAAAAUGGGUCAACGAGUCUGAAGAAAGCACAGGGAAAAAAAAAUCAAAACAUGAAUAUGAAAAUAUUAGUAAGCAAAGGAGUUGCUCUAUAGGAGAUAAGACUGUUAUUUCGAUAAAUUCAGAGAAUAGAAUAUUAUCUGAUAUUAGUGAAUUCUCUAGUUCGCCAAUGACUGACUAUUCUUCAUCAACGAAUUACUUAUCGAGUAAUCCAAAACAGGAGCAAUACAUGUCAACGGAUAAGAAAAAGACUCCCUUUUAUUCUUUAUCACCUGGAAAUAAAAAAGAGAAUGACAGAGAUGUAAGGGGUUUAAACAAAGUAAAUGCGUUUGGAGGUGUGAAGGGGUGGAAAGGAAAAGGGCAAAAAAGUAGUGCACACAAUACGGCCGACAGAAAUUGUGGUAGUAAUGGUAAUAAUGGCAACAGUGGCAAUAGUGGUAAUAGUGGUAAUAGUGGUAAUAGUGGCAAAAGUAGCUGGAGUGGAAAAAGUAGCCGUAGUAGAGACAGAGCUAAGGAAAGAAUGAACAAGCUAAUGGGAAAAGAUAAAAAAAUUCUAAGUAAAUUUAGAAUGAACUACAAUAGACUGACAGAGGGAGAACAGAAAUAUUACAAAUACAUGAUGAAAAAGCUAAACAUAAGAUAUGAUUCAAGGAAACAUGUCUUUUACACAGAUGGUAUGUUUACUAAAAAUUUUGCAAAAAUAAUGGAAAAAGAAAGAGGUAAUUAUGAUUAUCUAGGUUAUGUUGAGUAUGCAUGUUUUUAUAUAUUAGAAUGGCUAACCCCAACAAAGGAAGAAAAAUUAUUGAAAGAAAAAGCCUUAAUGAAGUUAGAAGUAGUCGUGAAAUCAAUUUUUUCCAAAGCUCGAAUGGAAGUAUUUGGAUCAUUUGUUACUGGUUUAUCUAUUCCUGGAAGUGAUGUUGAUGUUUGCUUUAUGAAUAUAGAUGGAGAAGAGAUUAAUAUUUUGAAUAUAAUUGCUUAUACAUUAAUAAAAUUAAAUAUGAACACAGAUAUAAGAAUAAUUAAAGAUGCUAAAGUUAAGAUAUUGAAAUAUACAGAUAAAGAAACAGGUGUACAAGUAGAUAUAUGUAUUAACCAAAAAUCUUCAAGAGAGACUACAGAAUUUAUACAAAAUAAAAUGAAAGAGUACGUUUAUUUACGACCAAUAGUUUUGCUUUUAAAAUUUUUUCUAAAUACAAGAAGUUUAAAUGAAACAUAUACAGGAGGUAUUGGAUCAUUUCUUUUAUGUUGUAUGGUAUUGCAUUUUCUUCAAUUACAUGAAUCUACAUUUGAUACAACUGUUUAUAAUAACACGUAUAUAGCAAAACUGCUUAUCGAAUUUUUUAAUUUCUAUAGUAUUGAUUAUAAUAUUAACUAUAAAUGUUCUGUACUAAGAGGGUUAGGUCAUGUUAUGCCAAGAUAUAUGAGAAAAGAAUUCCAACAUGACAAUCGUCUUUGUUUUGAAAAUCCAGUUAAUCCAUCUCAUAAUAUAGGACAGAAUGCCUAUAAAAUUAGAUAUAUCUUUAAUUUAUUUACUCUAAAUUUCUGUACCCUAAUAGAACUAAUUAAAAGAUUAAAGAAGAGCAAGAACUUUACUACUCAUAACAGGGGUCAGAAGCACACACGCCAGCAGCAAAAGGACGAGGCAAUAAGGGCAACUAGUACAUGUGUCGGGGAAAAUAACACGAAUGCAAAUAGUACAUACGUGGACGGAAACAAAAUGAACGUUAAUUUUAUCUUCCCCCUAUUUUUUGCAAACUUUAUUAAUUCUGACCAUAUUGUUUUUACAAAAAGGGUUAAGGCAAACUUCCCAGCAGCUGACUGGAACAUCAACCACUUUGAUUUUGCUUUUUCGAAAGAGGAAAAAAAUAAAUUAUUUGAGAUGCUUUGUGAAGACUUAUCUACAUUUUUAGAUAACAGCAGCUCUUGCCGUAUGGUCGAUUUGUUUUCAACCAUGGACGGAAUGUUUUCCUUUUCCUUCGACGUGUACAACAAUAUAUUCAAGCACGCAUAG